AUGACUAUAUUUUCUAUAAUUAAAAUGAAUUCGACGAAUAUGACAAUAUUCUUUUUGCUAACGUUAUCUACCAGCAGUUUACAAAAGCCUACUUUUUUUAAAAAUACCUUCAAAGGAUUACGAGGUGUCUCGUCGAAACUUAAUUUUUUAACGUACACAAGAGCGGUUUACUAUUACGAGCAAACUGUUGCUAUCGUUGAUCUCGAAGUUAAUAAUGUAUUACACGAUUGUAAUCUUAUUGAAAUAUAUGAACCAGAAGAAGCGAACGAAGUACUGCGAAAUCUAUCACUAACUGUAAAUCCACAGAAAGUCUCUUUUCAACAGAUGAUAAAACUUAUGCAACAAUGUGAAACUUUGAAUAACCUACAAUCUCAAGAUCUAUCUCUUUCUGAAAAUACGCGAAACGAAAAAAGUUAUUCUCGAAUAAGUUCAUUAACAUUAUUAUCUGGAAUUAUACCAGGAACAAAGUGGUGUGGAACUGGAGAUAUAGCUGAAAAUUAUCACGAUUUGGGUCAAGAAGCAAAUAUUGAUAGAUGCUGCCGCAAUCAUGAUUUAUGUCCUGUAAAAGUAAGAGCUCAAACAUCACGUUACAACUUAAAUAAUAAUUCUUUAUAUACCAAAUCGCAUUGUACUUGUGAUGAAUUAUUUUACACUUGUUUGAAAGCUACACAAAAUUCAAUUGCUGAUAUUAUGGGCAAUAUAUACUUUAACAUUAUAAGAGUGCCAUGUAUAGAGGAUAUUUCAAGCCAAUGGAAUCAAGAAUCUGAUAAGCAAUUUGUUCCAGUAAAAACAAAGUAUUAGUCUUCUUUGAUUGAUUUUUGUUACUGUAAAAUCUUUCAAUCUUAAAGAUGACACAAAUAAAUAUUAAUAAUAAAAACAAA
Messenger RNA from Vespula pensylvanica (western yellowjacket), 881 nucleotides. RefSeq lists its product as uncharacterized. The transcript is spliced from 5 exons. The record is from RefSeq and is a predicted model, not a curated record. Lineage: Eukaryota; Metazoa; Arthropoda; Insecta; Hymenoptera; Vespidae. Bases 1 to 801 code for a protein of 266 amino acids. Gene Ontology annotation, biological process: arachidonate secretion; phospholipid metabolic process.